AUGACUACAGAGCUAAGAGUUUUCGAAAGGGUUGACGGAACAUACCUGAGUAUACAGCGCUCGGGCAAGAAACUCACUCCAGAGGUCUUUGUAACUGAUUUGAGAGACCGUCGGGUGAGCAACUCGGUGAGAAGAAACCCAAUUAUCGGAGGUGAGGCUCGAAAACUUCACAUAUUUGAGCGGACUAAAGGUCCCAGUCGUGGUGUGCAGGAGAUAGCACAGAUUGUUGCUCGAGAUUGCCUUGCUUUUAGCACUGAGCUUUGUCGGUGGUAG
Messenger RNA from Botrytis fragariae, 273 nucleotides. RefSeq lists its product as uncharacterized. The transcript has 3 exons. The record is from RefSeq and is a predicted model, not a curated record. The coding region runs from base 1 to 273 and encodes 90 amino acids. NCBI's taxonomy places the organism in Eukaryota, Fungi, Ascomycota, Leotiomycetes, Helotiales, Sclerotiniaceae.